GAGUGGAGCCUGGAGCUGGAACGCGGAGCAGUGGAGCUGCAGGUUUUUGCCCAGAGCUGGAGCGGAGCCAGAGCACAGAAAAUCUUGACUGCUCCACUGCUCCAGUUUUUAAAAAAAUUUCAAUCCAAAAUGAAUUAUAUUUAGCAAGAAAGCCCUAAAGGUGCCAACAAGUUUCAGAUUGUAUAACCAUUGAUAUUAACAUCUACGUUACCACUUUACGUAAUAUGUCAUAGUUAUUCUCACUUCAGCCAAAAUCAGGAUUUAAUGUACAGAUACAAAAUUACAAAGUUUUUUGGAGAUAUGUUUUAUUAAAGAAUCACAUAAUUAUCAGACAUCCGGCAACACUGCAGACUGCUCCCACCCUUGUGCCAAGGUUAGGCUAGUACGUACUCACGUAGAUUAGUUAGCUAGAUUAGUAUGUGUUGAUACUUCUUUUGUAAGGGUUGAUCAACGAGACACGCUGAGUGCUGCGAUUAUGAAAAGUGUGACGCAAGACGCAACAUUUAAGAUAUCACAAACAGAUCAUAACAAGAAACAUUUGGAUGUGGUAGCAGCACAAGAAGAUUUGGCCAUGGCUUCAACAAAAAAAUCAAAUCUGCCCCCCAUGAUUGAUAGCUGAUUUAUGGAAAAGGAUCUCAACAACGUCUUUACUUUUGAAUUUGAAAAGCCAAAAUUUGGGCAUUGGGAAAGGAAAGAAGAAAUCGGCAAUGUGCAAGGUAGAAAAGGAAGUGAAUGGUGAGCUCAAACCAUGUAGCUUCAAGACAAGUGAAGCAAGUGUCAUGAAAAGUUUCAACCUUUGGCAGCAUGUAAAAUGUAACCAUCCUGAAAACUAUGCGGCUCUGGUUACAAAAAAGGACCAGGAAGAUGAGGCAAAACAGAAAGCUGAUGCAGCUAAACAACAUUCAUCUGGCUCUUUGAAAACUCCUGGAGAAAAGAUCUUUUGCAGAGCUUCAUCUGAAAAGAAACCCAAAAUUGAGCAAACAAAACAUGACUCAUAUUUGAAGUCCCCAAAGGUUACAGUCACCGUGGAUGCCAAUACUUUCUGUGAAGGGCUGAUUGAAAUGGUUUGCUUGAGUUCAACACCGCUCACUACCUUCAGGCUAAAGAACAAAGGAUUCCAAAAAAUUGCAGGUGAAAUGGGUCGGCAGCUUGGUGUUUUUAUGGGGCAUGAUGCAGUUUGUCAUUUAGUUGUUGACACAGCUGAGUCUGGUUGCGAAGAGCUCAAGAAAGCUUUGGAGCAAAAAUUGUGCUACCUGAAAAUGGAUGUGGCAACCUAUGGAAACAGAAAUUUCCUUGCAAUCAAUGCUCAGUACUAUGAAGACGGAAAAGAUAAAGCUGUGGUAAAAACCUUGGACAUAAUCAACACUGAAGGGCAUCACAAUUCUUUGUACGUGAAAAGUCAAGUAAAAGCUAUUUUAGAAAAAAUUGGGAUCAGUGAAAUGCAAGUGCUGAGCAUCUGCAUUAACAAUGCAGAAAACAUGACCUGUGUCUUCAAAAAUUUCAGUGAGGACAAUGAAACCAUUUCUACCUCUGAGAAUAGGGAUGUGGACAGAACUGAAGCUAUUUUGCCCGAUGAAGGAACUAAAGGAAUGGAUGAAGUCGAACUCAACAUGGAUGCUGCUGCGCAAUGGGUUAAUGACCCUAGCCUCAUACUUCCAACAUGGCUUCAUGAGGAUGACUCAAAGUCCAACUGAUGAUGUGUGGUAUUCACACUCUUCAAUUGGCAAUUUGUAAUGGACUGAACAAAGAACAUGUGAAGAAAUUUCUGGGAAAAAUUCGACAAGUCAUUGUCAAACUACAAACUCCAAGGAUUCGAAGUGUUCUGCUUGAUCUACAUGGGGUAACUCAAUCAUUGGAUUCUGUGACUCGCUGGGGUUCAACAUUUGCGAUGAUUGAUCAGCUUCUCGUUUUUCAAUCUUACUGUGAACAAGUGACUGCUGCUGGAACAAGAGAACUCAAGUUAACAAAAGCUGAAUGGGAUGAAGUGAAGAAUCCGCGAGACCUCUUGGCAAAGCUAAACCAAACAACCGUGAAUUUUCAAGCUGUCAAUGUAACCCUGUGAGUUUUAAUGAAGGAAUGGUGAAAACUGUCAAAAUUCUUGCAAGAAAAUGGUGGGCAAAUUGCAGAAGGAAUUCUAUCCUCCAUGCAGAAACGCGAAGAGAAGCUUUUUGACAAUAUUCAUUUCCUUGCUGGAGUUUAUGUUGAUCCACGGUGUCGGAUUCUUCUUACCGCAAGGAAAAUACCAAAGGCAAAGGAAGGGCUCCUUGAUAUUGCUCGACGACUCAAAAAACAAAAUCUAUUGCUACAUUUGAAUUUGGCGAAAGAGGUUGAAGAAAACAAAACACAACAAAAGGAGUCAUCAACAAUAGAAUUUGCUGUUUCGGAAAGUUCACAUCCUUCAGAAAUAGCAGGCUGUUCUCAAACUUCUGUCUUCACUCUGAACUUGUUUGAGCAUCCAUCCCUGAGAAGUCAUCACGGGGAACUGGAGAUAAUUCAAGCAUCAAUUCUUCAGAAGAUGACUUUGAAAAGGAACUGGAUAAACAAGAAAGACGCCGGCGAGUUUCUGCGAUUUAUAUUUGUAAUGAAACAUUAUUCGAGAGAAACUUUUGAGAAGACUGUGAGGCGAUGGAGUCUAUUUGUAGGCUAAAAGUUAAGUCUGUUUUUGAGGCCAUUUACAGCUACCCACACCGCAUUCAGGCUGCCUGUAGAAUUGCUUCGAGCAUGCCAACAACUCAAGCUAGUGUAGAGUUACUGUUUUCGGCUUUGAAGUUAAUUUUAAAUUAUUUGCAGCAGGCUAUGAAAGGCAACUUGAUUGCUGCAAUAAUUUUUUACAGAAUGAAUUAUGAACGAUUCUAGUUUGUAUAA
This is a messenger RNA of Mauremys reevesii (Reeves's turtle), 2865 nucleotides long. RefSeq lists its product as uncharacterized. Lineage: Eukaryota; Metazoa; Chordata; Testudines; Geoemydidae. The record is from RefSeq and is a predicted model, not a curated record. Bases 708 to 1694 code for a protein of 328 amino acids. The transcript has 2 exons.